Morchella sextelata is the source of this 3159-nucleotide messenger RNA. RefSeq lists its product as uncharacterized. The record is from RefSeq and is a predicted model, not a curated record. Gene Ontology annotation, biological process: proteasome-mediated ubiquitin-dependent protein catabolic process. NCBI's taxonomy places the organism in Eukaryota, Fungi, Ascomycota, Pezizomycetes, Pezizales, Morchellaceae. The coding region runs from base 1 to 3159 and encodes 1052 amino acids. Gene Ontology annotation, molecular function: protein binding. Gene Ontology annotation, cellular component: GID complex. The transcript is spliced from 2 exons.
AUGACUCACUCGGAAGAGGAAUCUACGGCUCUCGCCCUCCUCUCGCAGCUCUCGAAUCUGUCGCUCUCACAGCCUCAAUCUGUAGUUACUGCUCUGAAACGACUCAAGCAUGAACUCAUCGGCCACGAUCAGAAGAAGGAACUAUUUGUGCGUUUGGGAAUUGUUCCCCCGCUUGUGAAGAUUCUGGAAGGUGGUACUAGAACAACGGAUGAAGCUUGGGGUGAUGCGAGGGUUGAAGCUGGGAUUGCUAUAGGAAGUUUGGCGUAUGGCGGCGAAGCACACAUUUCCCAUUUGCUUUUCUCGCAAGCCCUUGCUCCUCUGAUAGCUUCGCUCAAUCCGUCCUACAAUCCCUCCAAACUCGUUCACUGCUCCCUUCGAACCUUGAACACUAUUCUCGACACAGCGUCCUCAUCAGAAAGCCCAUCCUAUGCAAUUGCCGCAGCGCUGUACACUCCCGAAGUGUUGAGGAAUAUUUGCAAAAUUAUCUCCCAGACUUCCCCAUCUUCUGCUGUGCAGCAGCAAAUUUGUCUUGCUUCAUCGUUAAUUGCAAAGUCGUGUGGCCGGUACGAUCCUGCGAGGAUCAUUGAUAGUGGCGGGAACAGCUUAUCUCAGGAAGGGACCCAUGAAAAAUUACUCGUUGAAACAGGAGUGCUGGAUGCUUUGAGUGCAAGGCUGGGAUCCUUUGUUGUUUCAUGGAAGGCUACUCAAAAACCGUCGAAAGGUCGUGGGGAGCCUGACAUACCGCCUCCAGCUCCCCAAGGCGCAAAACUAGCCCCAAUACUUGAUGCUAUCUCGGUCAUAAUAAAAAAUUCGAAACUUCGUUCUUUGGAGUUUCUAUUUUCACCGGCUUUAACAGCAAUUUUCCCGCCAUCUACGCUAACCUCCAACGCAGCGGAAGCUAAAUCCUCCAUGUCAAGUAAGCAUAGUGAUUCUUUGCCUGGAUCAACAACAUCUAUAAAGCUUCCUCAACAGAAGUCUUCUUCAAGCUCCAUAAUUCAGCCUCCACAACUGCUCAUCACACCUUCCGCAUUCCCUCCACUUACUCCAUCUUCUGCUCAUUUUCCACCUCUUUCUGCUGCCAGCCAAGGAUCUGCGGAUUAUUCAUCGCUCCAUCACUACAACACGCAGCACUAUCAUCAUCAUCCCAAUCAUUCUAUCGGAGUUGCAGAGGCUCAGUCUAUGCUUCUUGGAUCCGGAGCUGGGACUGACGAUUCAGAAUCCUCAACAGGAGGCGAUACUCCUCUUCGUCAGCGUGCGGAAACCACCGAUGCAGAAGACCCAAUUCUUCGAGCAUCAAAUCUUGAAUCUAUUUCUGGUGGCUCAGAAGUGGAUAUAGAGAUUGAGGAAUCGCCGGUAAUUCUCUGGCUGAUUUCUCAAGUUCGUUCAGGGGAUUCUUUCACGAGAUUGAUGGCCACUGCUGUUUUGACAAACCUUUUCAAAGUGUCCCUUAUUAGCAAGAAGAUGACGCAUAUAUUGGUGUUAUUGGUAUUGCCAGUUUUGGUGAGGCUUCUUAACGAAGAGGAUAUGCUUGUAAAGGUGGGUGUCGGUGUUGGCGGGGUGGACGCCGAAACUCGACAAAAGUGGAUCAUUCAGGAAAGGGCGCCAGCUAUUCUUUCAAGGCUAGUCAUGGAUAGUCCGGAGAUGCAGAAGGCUGCCGUUGAUGCCUUGGCUAUCAAGAAAUUAGCUCUUAUGCUACGGAAAGCGACUGAGUCCCCAUCUUCCUCAGUUAAUGGCGUCGCAAAUGGAGACUCGAUUGAAUCCGAAGAGACAGAGAAACACAGGCGGAAUAGGCCAGAGAUCUCUCAUCGCAUGAAAGUUAAGGAGGGUACAAUGAGGUGUUUGGCAAGUCUGGCACUUUUCAAGGACGAUUACCGCAAAACAAUCAUUGAGGCAGGGGUAAUCCCUAUGGUAGUCUCUUCCAUGAAGCCUUUGGAGCCUAUUCCCGGUGCUCCUGCUUCUCAAGAAAACAAUACAGGGGAGGGUAAUCCACCUGCUGUUCUUAUUGCCGCUUGUGGUGUCGUACAAUCUCUCUCUCGAUCAGUCUCAAUUCUCCGAACUUCUUUAAUUGAUGCCGGAGUCGCGAUGCCCCUAUUUACGCUUUUGCGUCACGAGGAUAUCGAGGUCCGCGUCGCAUCUACUGCCGCUGUUUGUAAUCUGUUGCUAGACUUUUCGCCGAUGAGGCAGCCAAUAGUUGAUGCUGGUGUCAUGGAUAUACUAUGCACACACGCUAAGAGUGAUAACGCAUCGCUGAGGCUAAACGCGCUUUGGGCUUUGAAGCAUCUGAUUCUUGAUGCCGAGAGUGGAGUAAAAAGGAAAUGUUUUGAAGGACUGGGGAUUGAAUGGUUCAUCAAGGUUAUCAGCACUGAUGGUGUUGGUGAUCAAUCAGUCGAGGACGAAGAUAUGGCUGAGGUCGAGGAGGGUGAAGCCGAUGUGGGCGCGAUGGAAGAUAGUAUCGGUGAUCUGAGGAAACUAGCCCAUAGGAGAUCAGACGAAGAAUUUUACGACGCUCCGGAAGAAAGAGCGAGGUCUAAAGCUCGGAAGCUCCCGCCAAAAGCUGCCUUGGUUAUGGCACAGCUCGAACGGAGGGAGCCGGAGGAAAUCACCAUGAGAAGAAAGCAGAGCAUCGCAAUGCAGGAACAAGGCUUGGACUUUAUCAGAAACUUCAUUUGCAACAAGGACCGCACUCAGAUGAUUGAUCUUUUGUUUGAGCGUAUGGGCGAGAAUCGUCUUUUUGAGAUGUUGGAGGAUAAGCUUAGGCCACGGAACGUAAAGUUUCGGAACGGGAGCGGAUCUACCCUUGCCCUGCCACCAGGGGAAGUUGUAAGCUCUAUUGUAUACAUCCUUGUUCACAUCGCUGCUGGGGCAUCGAGCCACCGACAAAUCUUGGCCGAAAGAACGGAGCUAUUAAAGCUUCUCUCUAGCCUGUGGAACCAUCGUCUUCCGAAUGUCAGGACUGGCCUUGCUUGGAUUGUUAUCAAUCUGACCUGGGUCGACAAGGCAGAUAGCCCCGAGGAGGAGGAGGUUAGGGGCCGUAUCCAGCAAUUGGUGAGGCUUGGAUUCGACAAGAGCUUGGAAGGAAUGUUAAAGGAUUCUGAGUUGGAUGUUAGGGAGAGGGUUAAGACGGCAAUGUAUCAGAUGGGAUCUGGGCAGGUCGAGUAA